AAUUGUGAGGAACAGAUAGCAUCUUCACCUUCCUCCUCUCCUCUCCUCAAUCCUGCGAGCAGUCGCCCGGACAGAGAACGCAACAGAGCAACUGUAAGAAAAGAUGAUUAGAACAGCAAUGGAACACGUAAAGAAGCAUCCAGGGCUCAUCCCCCAGUUCUUCUUCAUCUUGUUGGGAAUGGGAGGAGCCUCCUUGUAUUUGGUCCGUCUUGCAAAGGGGCCCCAUGUCACCUGGAACAAGAAGAACAACCCUGAGCCCUGGAAUCAGCUUGACCCUACCUACCAGUACAAGUUUGUGGCCAUCGAUACUGACUACAAGAACCUGAAGAAGGAGGGACCUCAAUUCUGAGUAUCUUCCCUCUAUCCUAACAGCACCAAGUCCAGCCCGAAGAACGUCACUGAAGAAUUCAAAUCUGAGAAGAAUUUGUCUCUCAACACUUCUAAUGUAUACAAAUAUUGGGAGUUUGAUCCAUAAUGUUGAUGAUCAAAUCUAUAAAUGUGUCUGUUUGUUUUAUCAUAAACACUUAAUUGUUAGUUUGACAGCCACUAAAUUUAACCAUGAAUGUGCGCAUUAUGAAAAGAGGCAAGAGUGUGCAUAGAUUUGUUCACCAAAUUACAGUGAACAAAAAUAUAAAAAUGCAACAUGCAACAAUUUCAAAAAUGUUACUGAGUUACAGAUCAUAUAAGGAAAUCAGUCAUUUGAAACAAACUAACCUGGCCUUUUGGAUUCUAGCUUGAAAUAUACUUAUUCAUGUUACCAUACCAGAACUUAGUGAUUACUUUACAUGAUGGGUUGGGAAGGUUACUAUCUAAAUUUAAUCGUUUACAGUUACUAGUUACUUGUCCAAAAUUGUACUCAGUAACAUAAUUUUUGGAUUACUAUUAGAUUACUUUCCCCUUAAGAGGCAUUAGAAGAAGACAAAAUGUAUGUUACCAAUUGAACCAGAUCUAUUGCAGGAUAAAUCCAUGUUGAAGUUUACAUAGCUGGUCAUAUAUGGAUGUUAAAUUUUACUUUAUGGGUUGGUUAUGUAGGUUCUUCUAACCCAUCGCUUUCUACUACAUAUAAUAAUACAAUUAAAUUAUAUAUUUACAUUUAAAAAUCAAAGUCUAUCAGAAUUCCAGACAUUCCAAUAAAUGUUAUACCCCUUGAUCUUCAAGAAUAGGACUUGGAAAUAUGGAAGAAUAGAUUAGCUAAAUAGUUUACCUGAGUGUAACCCCAAAACAAAGGACUUAUUAGCCAGCCCUACACUGUUGUUUAUGAUUCUGUUGUCAUGGAGGACUGAUUGGGCUCAUUAAUAAAUGCUGCUCUCAUGGAAUGGCAUGCUUUAAGCACCACUGAAAAGUGCUAUUUACAUGUGAAAAACGAAUGUCAUAUGCUGCAUUUGCUAUAGGCCUGUUGUGUAACUUUUUUUGUUGGUGACACUUUGAUAAACUUGAAAAUAUGCAGCUGUUUAAAGGGCAAAUCCACAGAUGAAACAAUAACAAAACGGUGCCCCGCCUCUGUUUUGGUAUAAAGCUGAGGGAUGGGCCUGGAUAAAUGUAACCACUCUCAGAUUAAUAGACAGAGCUAUGGAUGCAAGGACUGACCAUCCAUGAUAACAAAAGUAUUGUUGUAACUAUGUUAUGUGGCUAUAUAGUGUUUGUUUACAUUUGCAAUGUUUACAAACACUGGAGAAAAACAAGGUCAUAUUUUGGGUUCUCAUGGAAUGUGAAGCUCAUGAGGCAUUCAUAAGUUAUUUUCUUCAAGAAUCAAUGGGCAUACUGUAUAUGGAUGGAUGUAUUAAUGGAUGUAGCAACUACAGAUUGCCCCUUUAAAUCUAUUUGUUUGAGCAUUUGUUCAUUAGGCCUAUGGAUUGAUUUAUUUUUAAUCAGCAUGAAUUCGAUUGAGCAAUAAAAGCCCCACUUUUAUUCCA
Messenger RNA from Oncorhynchus masou masou (cherry salmon), 1913 nucleotides. Its product is annotated as NADH dehydrogenase [ubiquinone] 1 alpha subcomplex subunit 4-like 2. Bases 104 to 349 code for a protein of 81 amino acids. The record is from RefSeq and is a predicted model, not a curated record. Lineage: Eukaryota; Metazoa; Chordata; Actinopteri; Salmoniformes; Salmonidae. The transcript is spliced from 5 exons.